GGGGACUAAGGUACACAUUCGCUACAAUAGCGAACUUAAAUGUUUCGACCAUUUCAUUGGUUUCAUUUCAAGAAUGAAUAAAAAAAAGAUAUAACUUGGCCAAACCACACACCUAUUUGCCUGCCCCGUCCGACUUAUAAUUUUGGUCGGAUGUCUACCUCUCAGCUACAGUUUGCCAAUGUUCGAUACUGGUGCGAAUGUGGGGGCAGAAAGUGGGUAGGGGGGUGUAUGUCAUACAAACAUGCACUCGUCAACUUCGCUUCACCACUUUAAAACGAAAAAACUAUCUGGAUAGAGAGGAAGAGUGAGUUGAAAUUUAUUAACUAACCAGAUAAUAUUUUCUGCAUAAUUUAAAAGUCGGAGAGACAUUCCAUUGCUUUCGUCUGUAACAUUAACAAUUUUUAGUUCAUGCACAUUAUUUGAUGAAUUAUACACCAUUAUAAGUAUAACAGUCAUUUAAGAAAAUAUAUUCUAAUGAUUGAAUCUCAAAUUCUAUUUCCACUAAUGACAAUCCAAGGAAAUCAGCUGGAUGAUACUGCGAAUAUGGAUGAAUCAACUGAUAAUGAAAAUUACAACGGAGAUUCGCGUGAGAAUGCAGAUGAAGAUAACGUAUCCUUUGUAUCGAAUGAUUUAAUCCUCCAACCAAACCAGCAACAAGAAGAAGAACACAACGGCUGUCAAGAGCAGCAACACUCUAGUGUUCACAAUAACCACCGGCAACAACAAAGUUCCCCUUUUACAGUUGAGAAAAAUAUGGAUCAAGAGUGCACUGAACUGCAGAAAAACAGCAGUUAUAAUAUUCAUAACUCACAUGAAAAUACUCCUAAUUUAAAUGAAGUAAAGAUUGAUGAAGAUGAAGUAACGAACAAAGAGGAUAUUCCCAUGAAUACUUAUCUGACAAAUGGUAAUCAACAGUCCAAAGACAUUCAUUCCAACGGUUAUCAACAAGAACAACAGCAACAAAAAAUGAGCAGAUUACCUGGUACUACUACUAAAGCCUGUGCUAAAAAAUCAUUCGUGUGGAAAUAUUUUCACCAUCCUGAAAUCAAGCAUGGUAUACCAGAUCGCAGUCGUACACAGUGUAUCCUCUGCGAUAGUCAGCUAGCUUUCAAUGCUUCUGGGACAACUACUACAAUGUUAAAUCAUUUAAAAAGUCGUCAUGGAGAAGUCGCUGAACAAGAAGAGAAUCUACGCCGAUUUAAUCGGGAUUCAAGGAAGAAUCAAUUGCGUAAUAUGAUUUUAUCAUCGAAUGAUAAAACACCACCGACUAGUCCAAAUACUGGUAAUACAAUGCUGAAAAAUAAUGAAAUGGUCAAUUCAUUGAAUGAAAAUGUACAGACAACACGUAAUUUACUGAUGAACAAUGCUAGUGGCAAUAAUAAAUACAGUCGUGGUACUUUAUCAGUUGGUCAGCGUGGCAGACCACCUGGUUCAGGAAGAAGACAGAAGUCUACACAUUGUUCGAAAACAAGUGAUCAUGGGGACUUUUUAACGCAAGACACUAUGUCUAAUGGCAACUUGAAGUCGGACGGAAACCCAGCGUAUCCUCUUACAAAUUAUCAAGGAAUAUUGUCUGACCAGCAGAAAGCCUUUUUAAACGAGGUUCUACUUUCCGCUGCUGCUGCAUCGGCAUCAACAGCUAGUUUACCAAGAGGUGAUAAUCGAAUAAUGAAUGCGGGCUUCAUAAAUCAAACUUCGUCACCAUCAGCAGCUUCUUCACCACCAUUUUUCGCAUCAUCUACGCAGCCAACACAGAUAACUACUGAAUCAGUUUCAACGAAAUCGCCAUUCACGUUUUUAAACGGCAUGACUGGAUUCCCCAAUAUUCCAUUUCAUUUACCUAUGAAUACACCACAAAUUAGCUGUACAACUGGAGCAACAACUACAACAACUCAUGAAUUAUCACCCUCCUCCAGUUCUGGUUUAGGUUUGAGUAGUGUAAACAGUCCAUUUGAAACACCAACUACUGCAAAUACUACUAUACCUAAUGGUGUCCUCAUGUCAUCGUCUUCAUCUUCUUCCCCGAGUAAUUCCAUAGGAUAUCGAAGUAUUACGUCACCAGCUGGCUGUGGAGGACAGCCAAAUGUUAACUCACAAAAUAACCUUGCAGUAAACCCACGAACUUUGCAUAAACCUAAAGAAUGUAGUCAUAUGGGCGAUAAUCACUUACAAACGAAUAAUAUUCUUAUGAAUGGACAGUCGUUUAAUCUUGCUGAUCACUGCAUCAGUGGCAGUCAAGAUGCUAACAACUUGGCAAUGAAUAUGCAAAAUGUAACCCAAGACAGAGAAAAAGUUCUGGAUUUUAAAAAUGAAAAUAAUGAGAAUAUAUUUGACCUUACGCAUGCAAAUAAAAUCAUCAACCCUUCAACCACGCAGUCAACAGGCACCAAUGCAAACAAUGUAAACUCAUCAUCAAUGCUAGAUUGUUCACCAGAAAUGAUGAUGUCAGCUUUCGGAAAUUUCGUCAAUUUAAUUCCGUCAGUUAAUAAUUUAUUAAACGAAAAUACUACUAAUAACAUUAUAAACAGUAGUGUGAAUGAUGCAACAACAAUAAGUCGAUCAGAGGGAACGAACAUAUCAAGUCACUCCACUUCUAGUCAUUUGCAGCAGGCUAUGAUACACUCAAUGUCACCACCACAACAGCAACAUCAACAACUGUUGAUGGCUAAUGCAUGGCUGGCAAGUCUUGCGAAUGGAAAGUUUCCGAACUAUCCAAACAAUCUAGUCGAUCCAUGCGUAAUGUUCAACUUGUUAAAUUUAAAUGCUCAUACGAUGGGAAAUGGGUUUAACAGACUGCCUAGUGUUCCAGCUAUUACUUCAGCGGACUCAAACUGUUCAGAAAGCUUGAAGUUUAGAAGCAGUUCUGAAUUCAACCCACCUAUAAAUUCAUUUAGUUCUGAUAAUAGCUUUCCGAUGAAUUAUCUGAUGGCUAAUCAGAAUAAGAGAGUCAAUGAUGACACGAUGAUGAACUGGUCAAAUACAGGCAGUUCAGUUUUAGCGAUGCCUAACAGUGAAGUAUUGAAAAAUGAAUCUUGUGUAGGAGGACUAAGUAAAAUUGAAAAUGUUUCUUCACCUUUCCAAUUUAAUGGUAACCUUGGGUCCACUGGGAUGAGUCUAACAAGCAAUCAGCAAUCACAGCAACAAAUCCGCAGGUCUAUCCAAGAUGGACAAAAUACUAACCUGCCUUUACCAAUAUCGUUACCUGUAGGCGCAGUUGGAAACUACUCUGCAGCAUCAGGAAUUUCACUCAACGAGAAUGACAUCGGUAAUGACCGUACCGGAGGUAAUAAUAAUAACACCCCUUGCAUGUUACCUAGUUUAACAUAUCAAUCUAUGGGACAAGAUAAAUUUUCUUAUACAAAUACAGCAUCUCUUGUAUCAAAUGGAAUGAAUAAAGGACUACAAGUAAGGGGUCAAGAGGUGAAUGAAGUCUCGUUAGAUUUAUCAAGAACUUCGAAUACGAGUAACAUUGAUAACAACAAUAAUAAUAAUAACUUAUGCAGUGCUAAUUCACCAUGCAAUAAUGCUAUUAACUCAGGUUUAUCAAAAAAUGUUAACAUGCAAGAUGAGAUGAAUUGUGUACUAGAUAUGCGAUCAAAUAACCAUUUCACUGAUCCCAAAUACUCAUCUUCUCAGCAGGAAAGUUUAAGUCCAGCUUUGUCUUCUUCAGCCAACUAUACAGUAUCAACCAAGCGUAAACGUGCACGUCCUGUUUACAUUUCACCAGAACAAGAAUUAAAACACUGCCCUACAGAAUCUAACUCAACUCUGGAAGGGGAAGACAUGAGGAUGAAAAGAUAUCACAUUGAAAAUGUACAUUAUAACAAUAAUAGCAAUGAAGUUUCACCUAAUAAUGAUAAAAGGUCCUCCUGGAAAUCCAAAAAGAACGUAGAAAAUAUACAAGAAAAUGAGGAAAAUGACAGCGAUGAAGAUCAUAAGAUGGCUACUAGUCAAUCAUCAUCAUCAUCGUCAGCAGCAGCAUUUUUAACAUCAAAUGUGAAUGUGCAGGCGAAAUUCGGAGCUAAUGUUACACGCAAUGAACUGUCUUAUUAUAUUGCUCAAUAUUUAAUCAAGGAUUUGAAACCACUUGAAACGAUUGAAGGUGAAGGAUUUCGAACUUUAUUAUCUCUGUUUACAAAUCAUGAGCUACCAACAACUAAAGAAAUUUCUGAAGUCACAUUUCAAGAAUUGUUCAGUAAAGUGGAUAAUCACCUAAAUCAAUUACUUGCGAACAGAAUCACUGAAUCAAAUUUAAAGAAUCCAGUAGUCAGCUUCUCCAUUGAAUUAUGGAGUACAUCAGGCGAUAACAAUGAAAACAAUAGCUCAGAACACUGUUCACUGGAUAAAGACAGAUAUUUUGCCAAUAUUGGUGUGCAUUACACUUCUGAUCAACCUACUACAACUCAUAACUAUUUGUAUAAGUGUUUGCAGGAUCCGAAUAAUGAAGCUCUAUGUGAAACGAUACAAAAAUGUAGAGAAAUUUUACUGUCUAAAACUAACCUAUCAUCGAAGGACACUCAAAUAGAAAUAUCAGCUACAUCUCCAGAGACUGUCAGUUCAACGCCAAUAUCAUCCUGUGAAACGGUCUUACGAAAUAAAUCUAUGUUACCAACCACUUCUGAUAUCACCGCCGCAAAUGUCAACAUGACACCAUCACAAAUACAAUCGUUACAUAAGAUUAUGGAGUGGCCAUAUUUAGUUGUCACUAAUCAUCCUGAAUCGCUCAAGGGGUUGAUUAACGAAACUGAAUCCAACAUAUUAAUACUACCCUGCCUUGUAUCUGAGUUAUCUAAGGCUUUGUUGGCUGGAUUAAAUACGGAUAUGAUUAGAGAUCUAGUUGUCAACUUACUAAAGGUAUAUCGUCAAAAAUUCAAGAAAUAUGAAACGGAAACUUUGGCUUUAAAUUCCAGUGUUCAAGAAAUGAAAAAAUCGCACUGUUGUAAAGCAGUAUAUGACUUGUUAAAAUGGUACAUACAUCAGUUUUUGAAUGAUCGGGGUGACUGUGGUGGUUGUGAAAGUCAAGAUGAAGGUGAAUGUGAUUCCGCUACAAUUAAAACCGAUUUGAAAACAAUCGAAGGGAUUAUUUCAGUCUUAGAAACAAUUGGACAGACUUUGGAAUUUAUUCAUAAGAAAGAUUUAGUCUUAACUGGUUCAAUGAUUCAACCGAUUUUGUCAAACUUAUGCGAUAUACGUCUUGCAAAUGAAUCAUCAAAUUCAACUGCUGUUGAAGAACUUAAAUCGAAAGUUGUAUCUUCUUUGAUGAAUUCAUUCCCAAAUAACGGUCAGGUCUAUGAAACCCUAUGGAUAGCUAGUCUUUUGGACCCACGUUUUAAAAGCCAAGUACAAGAAAAGCAACCAUCUGUUAUCAAAUUGUUAAAAACAAAGGUUGACUUUUUGUCAAAUCAGUCCACGACAAACAGUAGUAACAAUUCUACGUUAAAUGCCGAUGGUCAGUUGCAACAUUUUCAACUGACAUCUGAUAAUACACAUACAUCAUCAGAACUGAAUCCUUCUUCUAACAAGCAUGGAUUAGAAACUGUAUUUGGUUUAAACUAUUCAUCACGUACAUCAUUAUCUGAGGUGGACCGUUACAUACGUGAAGAUCCAAUCGGUUUAGAAGAAGAUCCCUAUUUAUGGUGGAGAACAAAGUCAGCUAACUAUCCAAAUUUAUGUUUAUUGGCAAUGUAUUAUUUAGCUAUCCCGUUAACAUGUAUUUCACCAGAAAGAUUGAAACCAAUGACAAACAGUGGAAAUGUUGGAACGACUGGUCAAUACGUUCCAGAUAUCAAUUUAAAUCUACUGACAACUAUUUAUGAAGCUGAGAACAGGGAGAAUUUCCCUUCUUCGGCAUUGAUGCUAUUAGACCUACCAAAUACUACUGACAUGUUUGGCCAAGAGCGUUUAAGCAUUAAAACAGAAAAUCAAAUCAUGUAUAAUUAUUUGUGGCAUAACUGGCAUUUGACAAAAUUUGUUUAACUCUUCGCUUGUUUUCGUUUUGUUAUUUUAUUUGUGAAGACAGUGUACUGUAUCAUUUUGGCAAAGUCUAAUGAUUCUUUUAUCUCUUUGCUGAGAAAAAAAAUUCAAACCUAUUUCUGUUUGCUUGUUCUCCCUACUUUUUAUUUACCCCUGUGAUAUGUAAAUUUGAUCCCAUGAAUUAUGAACUCGUUGUCUUUAAUUUCUUCUUCUUCUUCCUCUUCUAGCAUGAAUAAGGACUGUAAAUAUGUACACGUUUGCUAAUAGCUUGAUCUACAUCCGUAAACAUAAUUUUUCUUCUUUGAUUGAUAACCGAUAAAUAUUAUCACAAUAAUUGUAUGCAUUCCAUUUCGGCAGCUUUUGUCUGGGUAUUCCACUUUGCAAUUUAUUCAACCUGUUUGUUAAUUAACCAAUUGUUCACAAGGAUUUAUCACUGACUAAACUGAAAUGUGGUCAACAGUUUUAAAAUGAUCAGUUAAAAGUGGACAACAGAUUAUCAUUAGAGAAGAGUAUUUCUUUUACUCAUUACGGUUUUACCAAAAUAACACUUUUGUUCAUUUGAUAAUAAGAGGCAGUGCAUAAGAAUAUCUAUCUAUCUAUGGGAAAUGAUUUGCUCAGAUGUUUUACUUCAAAAAGUAGAAAUUUAAGUGAAUAUCACUCUUUUCUUUCUAAAUACACUGACAGACGUGCAAAUUUACCAGCAGAAAUAAAAUUCUCCAAAUUCUGUUCCUUCACAUAUCUACUCACAUAUAAAUCUGUGUGAGAAACUUACUAUUGCAAUUAGUGCUCUUCUCUGUCUCUUACACUUCGCAUACAAUCCACACGUACUAUUUCCUUUUACACCUUAUCAACAUUGAAUGUUUUUGUUGUUGUUCUGUUCUAUCUUAAACUUGUACAGUUACCUCACUGUGCAUAUCGACAGUAGGUCAUUUAGAAAAUGCGGAAACGAUGUUUUAUAUGUGUCAAAUCUUCGACAUCGUUCUUUAUUAUAAUUAUUUUUCUUCAUUUUUAAUUUGUGUACUGCAGUGUUUUAUUAUUAAAGAUGAAUAAAAAUUUUCAUAAAUAAUAUUAUUGUUGUUUUUGUACAAAAGAUAAAUAAUCGGUAGGGGGCAGAAGAAAGGCACCGUGAUGGCGAGCCACCCACCAUGAUGGCUACA
Trichobilharzia szidati is the source of this 7130-nucleotide messenger RNA. Lineage: Eukaryota; Metazoa; Platyhelminthes; Trematoda; Strigeidida; Schistosomatidae. The record is from the annotation of a GenBank genome assembly.